UCCAGUGUGGUGACUCGAACAGGGUUUCGCUCUGAUGUGCGAAGACAAACAGUAUGUCCAUCGAGAAGGAAAAAAGAAGAAAAUUGUUCCAGAGUGUGUACCGUACGACACCAACGACGAGAUGUUUCCUUUUCUUGCUCGGUCUAACUGUUGGAUUUUGCAACGGGGUCCAAACGGAUACGGAGGGAUUCGAACGGGGUUGUAAACUCGAAGGUCUGCAUCCGCUCUUAAUCGUUACUUACAAAAAUAUAACUAUAUCCGUAGAUAAAAUCAGUGUACCGCACGGAGAACGUGUGACCGUAAGGUGCAGAGAACUAGGUAAAUACAAGCUCAUCGGUGAUUCUUUGUUGCAUUGCCGCAAUGCGAGCUGGAAUGGAAAACUACCAUCUUGUGCCCCGACAACGGCGAUUUCGAAUUACACCGGAGAAACAGAAGAUGUGCCACCCACGAUUGUGUUUGGAUUACCAACCGGUUCGGCGGCCGUAGAACCAUCCGGUGCCCUCGCUGUAUUUCCAGGAAGCAUUCUUCACCUCGAAUGUCUUUUUGCUAGGAAACUCGGUAAUCCAGAAUGGACAUGGACCUCGACAUUUCGGCAAUAUUUGACCGGAUGGGCGAUUGCAGCUCGUGAAAGAGACUGGAAAUACCGGCUAUCGAUAUAUUAUGCAAAAGCUCAAGAUUCCGGCGUGUACACGUGUUCCACGCCCCGUGGACUGUCCAACUCGAUUCGUGUUCACGUCGUGGACGUUCAAUGUCCAGUUUUGACUCCACCUGAACCGCCAUUGCUAGGAAAAAUCGAAGGCGCGCGAAUGGGGCACGGAGCAGUAUUCGAGUGUCCUAUCGGGUACAGACUGGAAGGUGCGACUGGUAUAACAUGCCAGUACAAUGGUAAAUGGUCUGCCGAUAUACCGCGUUGCGAAACGAUAAAAUGUCCACCUUUGGACACUGUUGACGAUACAUGGUUACAGCUUCUCGAAUACAACAAUACCUUUGAUGGUAAGGCUGUAUUCGCUUGUAUGUGGGGUCACAAGCUUUUGGGAUCCCAAACCAUAGAAUGCAAAGGGGACGGUUCGUGGAGCGGAGAUAUGCCGAAUUGCGCUGAAAUCACCUGCCCGGGACCAUCGGUACCAAAAAGCGGACGCAUUAUCGAACAAACCCAUCGUCAUCAUAAUUCCGGAAGGAGACAGUAUCGCAAUCGGGUGCACAAAGUUGGUGCACUCGUUAGAUAUGCUUGUUUGCCAGGACACCAACUUUUGGGCGAGGCUUCCAUAAUAUGCACUGAAAAUGGAACGUGGUCACACAUGUCACCAGUUUGCAAAGUAAGAUGCCCUUACCCAGGUGAUCCACCUCAUGGACGAAUCGCACCUCUCAAGUUUUGGUACAAACCUGGCGAUAACAUACAGGUUACCUGUUCACCUGGCUACGUAACACCACUGGAACCUGUUAGGCGACCAACUUGUCGAGAAAACGGUAUAUGGAGUGCACCACCACCCCCUUGCAGGUCAUACAAAGACGUUUAAUUCGAAAAAAGGAGUAUAACACAACGAACGGACUUGACUUGUACGGUGCACCGUUAAUAAUUGUGCAAACUGUAUCAACGUUACAAGACGCGUAAGGCAUGAUUUGUGUGAAUUCAAAUCAAGUAACUAACG
Messenger RNA from Dufourea novaeangliae, 1649 nucleotides. It is a transcript of the gene hig, whose product is annotated as locomotion-related protein Hikaru genki. The transcript has 10 exons. The record is from RefSeq and is a predicted model, not a curated record. The coding region runs from base 54 to 1517 and encodes 487 amino acids. Lineage: Eukaryota; Metazoa; Arthropoda; Insecta; Hymenoptera; Halictidae.